Homo sapiens (human) is the source of this 6534-nucleotide messenger RNA. It is a transcript of the gene ADGRD1, whose product is annotated as adhesion G protein-coupled receptor D1. Lineage: Eukaryota; Metazoa; Chordata; Mammalia; Primates; Hominidae. Gene Ontology annotation, molecular function: G protein-coupled receptor activity; transmembrane signaling receptor activity. Gene Ontology annotation, cellular component: plasma membrane; membrane. The transcript has 23 exons. Gene Ontology annotation, biological process: G protein-coupled receptor signaling pathway; cell surface receptor signaling pathway; regulation of skeletal muscle contraction. The coding region runs from base 560 to 2983 and encodes 807 amino acids. The record is from RefSeq and is a predicted model, not a curated record.
ACUCACUCCCCCUCCACCCAGAGAGCAGGACGGAGGUGUGAACUUGAGCCAGACCAGAAGGAGCUCGAGAGCGGCCGCAGGACAAGCCCGAGGAGCAGGCGGGCGCUCCAGGGGAAAACCACGCACAAAACCUUCUUCAGAGAAAAGGGAAGCUCCAAACCUGACUGAGACAAACGGAGGCUCUUGAAAUAAAAAGAAAAUACCGCAGGACAAACAGCCUCCCGUCCCCGGGCGCAGGUCGCGGUCACAGUGGUGACCUGGGAUUGCUUUCCCAGGACUGCGAGUCGGGUUUGGGUUUCUCCUCCCUGCAUUCCACAGCUGCUCUGGUCAUCGCAACGUGUUUAUUGAUCACUGAAGAAUCUCAAGUUUUGAGACGAGGAAGAAACACCCAUUAGGUCUCCAAGACAGCUGUGUUUCACAAACUUUAAGGAGACAGAAAUUUUCUCCCCUGGAACCUGUGAAAAUGUCCCUUUUCCAAGGAAGUGAAGGUUAAGAGGUCCCGUUCUCACAGACCCUCAGGAAUUUCACUUGGCUCCGAGCUUUGACCUCCGAGAGAGCCAUGGAAAAGCUGCUGCGGCUGUGCUGCUGGUACUCCUGGCUGCUGCUAUUUUAUUACAACUUUCAGGUGCGUGGCGUCUACUCCAGAUCGCAGGACCAUCCAGGAUUUCAGGUGUUGGCGUCUGCUUCCCAUUACUGGCCACUGGAGAAUGUGGAUGGGAUCCAUGAACUUCAGGAUACAACUGGAGCGUCCCGAACCCACAAGCUCACUGUGCUUCCUUCCCGUAAUGCUACUUUUGUGUAUUCCAAUGAUUCUGCCUACUCAAAUCUCUCUGCAACUGUAGAUAUUGUGGAAGGGAAGGUCAACAAAGGCAUUUACCUGAAAGAGGAAAAGGGAGUCACGCUUCUCUAUUACGGCAGGUACAACAGCUCCUGCAUCAGCAAGCCAGAGCAGUGUGGCCCUGAAGGGGUCACGUUUUCUUUUUUCUGGAAGACACAAGGAGAACAGUCUAGACCAAUCCCUUCUGCGUAUGGGGGACAGGUCAUCUCCAAUGGGUUCAAAGUCUGCUCCAGCGGUGGCAGAGGCUCUGUGGAGCUGUAUACGCGGGACAAUUCCAUGACAUGGGAGGCCUCCUUCAGCCCCCCAGGCCCCUAUUGGACUCAUGUCCUAUUUACAUGGAAAUCCAAGGAGGGCCUGAAAGUCUACGUCAACGGGACCCUGAGCACCUCUGAUCCGAGUGGAAAAGUGUCUCGUGACUAUGGAGAGUCCAACGUCAACCUCGUGAUAGGGUCUGAGCAGGACCAGGCCAAGUGUUAUGAGAACGGUGCUUUCGAUGAGUUCAUCAUCUGGGAGCGGGCUCUGACUCCGGAUGAGAUCGCCAUGUACUUCACUGCUGCCAUUGGAAAGCAUGCUUUAUUGUCUUCAACGCUGCCAAGCCUCUUCAUGACAUCCACAGCAAGCCCCGUGAUGCCCACAGAUGCCUACCAUCCCAUCAUAACCAACCUGACAGAAGAGAGAAAAACCUUCCAAAGUCCCGGAGUGAUACUGAGUUACCUCCAAAAUGUAUCCCUCAGCUUACCCAGUAAGUCCCUCUCGGAGCAGACAGCCUUGAAUCUCACCAAGACCUUCUUAAAAGCCGUGGGAGAGAUCCUUCUACUGCCUGGUUGGAUUGCUCUGUCAGAGGACAGCGCCGUGGUACUGAGUCUCAUCGACACUAUUGACACCGUCAUGGGCCAUGUAUCCUCCAACCUGCACGGCAGCACGCCCCAGGUCACCGUGGAGGGCUCCUCUGCCAUGGCAGAGUUUUCCGUGGCCAAAAUCCUGCCCAAGACCGUGAAUUCCUCCCAUUACCGCUUCCCGGCCCACGGGCAGAGCUUCAUCCAGAUCCCCCACGAGGCCUUCCACAGGCACGCCUGGAGCACCGUCGUGGGUCUGCUGUACCACAGCAUGCACUACUACCUGAACAACAUCUGGCCCGCCCACACCAAGAUCGCGGAGGCCAUGCAUCACCAGGACUGCCUGCUGUUCGCCACCAGCCACCUGAUUUCCCUGGAGGUGUCCCCACCACCCACCCUGUCUCAGAACCUGUCGGGCUCUCCACUCAUUACGGUCCACCUCAAGCACAGAUUGACACGUAAGCAGCACAGUGAGGCCACCAACAGCAGCAACCGAGUCUUCGUGUACUGCGCCUUCCUGGACUUCAGCUCCGGAGAAGGGGUCUGGUCGAACCACGGCUGUGCGCUCACGAGAGGAAACCUCACCUACUCCGUCUGCCGCUGCACUCACCUCACCAACUUUGCCAUCCUCAUGCAGGUGGUCCCGCUGGAGCUUGCACGCGGACACCAGGUGGCGCUGUCGUCUAUCAGCUAUGUGGGCUGCUCCCUCUCCGUGCUCUGCCUGGUGGCCACGCUGGUCACCUUCGCCGUGCUGUCCUCCGUGAGCACCAUCCGGAACCAGCGCUACCACAUCCACGCCAACCUGUCCUUCGCCGUGCUGGUGGCCCAGGUCCUGCUGCUCAUUAGUUUCCGCCUCGAGCCGGGCACGACCCCCUGCCAAGUGAUGGCCGUGCUCCUACACUACUUCUUCCUGAGUGCCUUCGCAUGGAUGCUGGUGGAGGGGCUGCACCUCUACAGCAUGGUGAUCAAGGUCUUUGGGUCGGAGGACAGCAAGCACCGUUACUACUAUGGGAUGGGAUGGGGUUUUCCUCUUCUGAUCUGCAUCAUUUCACUGUCAUUUGCCAUGGACAGUUACGGAACAAGCAACAAUUGCUGGCUGUCGUUGGCGAGUGGCGCCAUCUGGGCCUUUGUAGCCCCUGCCCUGUUUGUCAUCGUGGUCAACAUUGGCAUCCUCAUCGCUGUGACCAGAGUCAUCUCACAGAUCAGCGCCGACAACUACAAGAUCCAUGGAGACCCCAGUGCCUUCAACCGAUUGCAGGUGACAGAAAUCCCAGCAUGCACUGGCCUAAGCAGAAGGGGGACUCACUGACGCAGCUGACUGUGAAGUCCGGAGCUCAGAAGCCCUGGCGUUGCAGGAAUUCUUUGGCAGUUGCAGCACCGGGCCCAGCUCGCCUUCGCAUCCUUAGUGUUGGCUUCAGGCCGAGGUCGACUCUGCCCCCUGGUGGCCGAAUGGCUGCGGCAGGGGUUCAGGCCCACGGGGGAGUCCCUGUCCCACCUGCUGAGACGGAGGCCUGCGCCUGGAGGACGAUGGGGACUCAGGCUGGACCUGUGCCCUCCCUGAGCCAGACCCUGUAGAGGGGGAUUCACUCAUAUGACCGUGUGACUGUUCAGUUAGCACCCCCAAACCACAGGGCUGAAAGCUGGGGAGGCUGUCCCUCGCAGGGAAUUCAGGGGCUUUGUGAAAAGCAGGGCGUGGGUACCAGGCAGCUGACAUUCUGUACUGUUACUUCAGCCACCGCGUAUCUGUUCUGAUGUGAAAGCAAAAGUGGCAAAUAUGUCAGCAGCGAAUCUAUGAGAGAAUUAGUCUGUAAUGAAUUCCAAACACCAUAAAUUAACCUGACAAGAGGCUGCAGCCUCCUUGGGCUGUUCAGCUCCUGGAAACCUUCAAGGGUUGUGCCCCGUGCGAGAAGAGAUGCUCGUGGGGUCAGAGAUCACGUCCUUUCCUCUUCCAUUGCUGAGACCAGGAUGGUCUCCUGGACCUCUCAUGGCCUGGCUGGGGAGGGACCUGUCCCUUCCUCACCCCAGCCCUCAGCUCCCCAGGCCCUCACCUCAGCGUUCAGGGUCAGCCAGUCUGUUGCCAGCUUGUCUCCAGCAAAAGCUCACAAUCCCCUGUCUGAGCCCCAUGAGGCCACUACUUCCACUGUCACCAGAACACCCCUGUGCACCUGCCCCGCACCUGUGCACCGCCUUCCAUCUCUACCCCACUGCGCCCCAUCCUCCCAUCAGUGCCCACCCAGGAAGCAGCUUCUGUCCACUGCCUUUGCUUCUCCAUGGAAAUGUCCUCCAAGCGACAGGCUGGCACUGUGUCUGCAGCUCUUGUGAAGGCUCGAGGUAGCGUGCCCCGGGAGAGCAUGCCCAGGUCUUUGCAGGGCACAGCUGAAGGCAUUGCCCAUCCUUCCCACCUGCGUCUGCACCUGGCAGCCCAGGGAUGCGUCCCUUCCGGGGAGGUGCAGGCAGGCAUCUCUGGGGACAGACCGCUCUGGGUCCCUCUCCAUUGUGCAACCCAGCACAUUUCCCAAUGCCUUCAGCUCCUCUCCUUUGGGCGGCCAGGUCUGCCCCUCAGGGAUGCUUCCUCACAAUCUUCUUAGUGUGGAUUGUGUAACACUUGACUCCCAGGGCUGAGGAAGCACAGCCAGGGAGCAGGCGCCAGGCAGGAAGAGGCAGUCACUGCAUCGUGAGGAAGCUUCCCCAGCACCUUGCUAUUCUUCAUCCUCUGGUUUUAUUCUAGUGAUUUUCUUAGUGCCAAGCAGCCCAGUACUCAGUGAAUAACAAGAUAAGAUUCUUCCUCAGGGGCCCUCCACAGGGUUGGCUUUCACUUCCCUGCCACCCCCCUACCCCAAGAAAAGUGGAGAAUAGAAUAAGUGAGGUCUGAGCAGGGGGAGAAGCCUGGCUUUCACUUUUUAAAAAAGUCUCUGUUUAUUGAUUGUGAUUCCAGACUCCUGAAAAAGAAGCAGAGAAUGGUCAGGUUUUACAAGUGGGACCCUGGGGGCGGGGGCGUGAGGGUGAGACCCCCACAGAAGUGCACCCACGAGCAGGUGGGCUGUGGGGCCUGGAGACUCAGGGCCUGAGCCCCCUAGGCCAGGGCCAACCUUGGGGGAGCAGAAGGGGGUCAUAGAUCAGAGAGGAAAGCACACCCCCUGCCUAGAGCCUCCUUCAGAUCCAGGGACCCCUCUUCUUCUGCUUUUGACCAGGGACACUGACAGCUCUGGCCGUGUUGAGAGUCCGCAGAGCUUCAGCUCAGCGUCUUCCCCCAAGAUCUUCUUCUAUUGUUCAUUUUAAGAAAAGUCAAACCAUCACUUUAAAAGUAGCACAUUUUGGUACUUAUUUCUCAGUGAUUGAUCCUUUCAGAUACGGUUUCCCGGGACCUAAAGAUUGUAGCUGAAUAAUGCAUGAUAUUGUUGUUUCCCAGAAACAGGUGUUUUAUUUUUAUUGCAUUAGCAUUAUGAGAACAAGCUGGCUGCGGCUUCUCUGAGAGCUGAAGUGCUGGAACACUUCUGGGUUUUACAGGCACCGGUUGCCCGGAGCUGUCAGUGCCAGGCUCUUGGUCUCUUGACAAGGAAGCUCAUUAUGGCCGCAUCUCACCUCCUCCGGGGAGGUGCCAGAUCUGUGUGCAGCACUGCUGCAUGGCCGUCCACUUGUUCAUCAUUCAUUCAUUCAUUCAUUCAUUCAAUGUUUAUUUCCUGAGAGCCUCUGAGUCCUGGUGCUGGGAUGCACUUUGGGGUUACAGAGACAAAAAGACCAAGCUCCAGCCUUUAAGGAACCCACAGUCUAUGAGGGAGACAAUCUCAGUCACUGGCCUGAGUGAUGAGGGGUAAACCGAGGCAUGUGACAGUGGCUGACCUGGGCAGCAGGAACUCCGCUAGUCUCUAGACUUUUCUCUAAAGCUCAAAGGCAGAAGGUCCCUGCUGUGGAAAGCCCAGCUGUUUCAGAAGUCAGGAUGGACUGGGCUUGAGGUAGUUGGCCAUGAUUGACACAGCACAUCAGGAAUGGCUUUGAGGCAGGCAGCUGGUGUGCCCAGUCAGAGCAGGUGCUAACUGGCCCAGGUGGGGACGUCUGCAUACCCUCUGGUUCUGCCCCUGAUGAAACCCUGUAUCACCUUAGCCAUUACCAGGGGCUGUGGGGCCUCAGUUUCCUUAUUAUACAAUGGGGUCAAUAUAUAACCUGCCUCUCCUGUGUCAAGAGGGCCCAUGGGCUCUAGGGAGAUAAAAACGCAUGCUGAUGGGGCUGGUGUGUUCAGCGAUGGGGCUCUGUCAGUUCACAGUGCAGUUCAGCAAGCCCUUGUUUAGCACGUCCUUUGAGCAUGAGCAGGGCCAUGAAGAUGACCACUUGGCCCUGCCCUCUGAGAACUCACCGUCAGUGUCACAGGAGGGCUCGGGUGAUCAGCGGGGGACACGCGGGCUGCAGCCCAGUGAGGCCUGGAGAAAUCUUCCUGGCCAUGGCCUCAUUUCAGGCCCAGGCCUCAUUGCACCCUUCCAAGCGUCUCACAGGAGGCCUGGGUUCUGGACGCUGCGGGGGAUGCUCUGCUGCUUCAGUCCCCCGAAUCUCUCCCCUCCGUCCUGGUUCCUCCUCAUCUUUGCAAACAGCUCAAAUGCAAGCCCUGGGCCUGGACAGAUUCUCCCUAUGGCCUAGGUGAGCCCUGGGUGCUACCUGAACUUUUCCAGAGCUCUCUCCCACCCACCAGCUGUAAGGGGAUGGAGGUGUGGAAACACCGAGGCUCCUCCCAGGUAAAUGCCUCAACCAGGGCUACCUGCAGGGAGGACCCCAGGUCUUGCUCCCGGCAGGGCGGUGCCUGCACCCAUCUGGAAGCCUGGCGUCUCGAGGGCAGUCCUCACAGCCUGCACCUGCCCUCCUGCCACUCAG